AUGAUAUCCGCAGGCCUUCAUCUUGGAAACCUCGCUUUGGCGCUUCCUGACCGUCAUGAAUACAGUGAAGCUGAGCUGUUGAAUUUCUUCAGUGGCAUGGAAGCGACUGUCCUUCUAGCCUUAGACCCGGCAGACCAGACGGAUUCCCUGCCCUCUUACGUGCUUCUUCCUAUAGAUCUGGCAGAACUUGUAUUAAAGGAGAUCCGCGUGUCAACGAGCGACGAGUUAUGCGUGAAGAUCACCGAUUUUGGAAAUGCUUUUCGGCAGGGGGAUCUAGGCGGACAUCUGGUCGAUGGGCUGCACGGUCUGUACGGCGCCAACCAUCUCCAUAUCAUUUCUAACAUGUCUCAACUCCAGACAUACGACAUGAUCUGGGGCGAGGCGUUCUUUACCAUAUGA
Molecule: messenger RNA, 399 nt
Organism: Arthroderma uncinatum
Lineage: Eukaryota; Fungi; Ascomycota; Eurotiomycetes; Onygenales; Arthrodermataceae
Product: protein kinase domain-containing protein
Exons: 2
Coding region: 1-399 (132 amino acids)
Source: RefSeq, a predicted model, not a curated record